Molecule: messenger RNA, 7947 nt
Organism: Salvelinus fontinalis (brook trout)
Lineage: Eukaryota; Metazoa; Chordata; Actinopteri; Salmoniformes; Salmonidae
Product: zinc finger and BTB domain-containing protein 38-like
Exons: 3
Coding region: 918-4634 (1238 amino acids)
Biological process (GO): negative regulation of transcription by RNA polymerase II; regulation of immune system process; regulation of cytokine production
Molecular function (GO): protein binding
Source: RefSeq, a predicted model, not a curated record
UUGUUUAAAUAAAAUAACUAAUAUUCGCCCUUUACAUUAUAAGGGGAGAGUAAUGUAAAACAGAGAACAUGUUUUAUUGAUAAAAAUAAAUCUGUCUCUUUACAUUGCAACGUCACAAAGGAGACGAUGGAGAUAGUUUUAAUGCAUGUAUUGUUGUUUCAAAACUUGUGUCUUUAAGUUGUAAAAAUCGACCAAUCAUUCAAUCAACCAACUGUGUCCAAAUACCUCACCUCGGGGAGCGGAAUGGAUCAGUCUCCCUCACACACAGCCCUGAAUGGUACUGAGCUCUAUUAUUAGCCUGAGUCAGUCGCUAAACAGCGCCUCCUCAGCUGGGUCUGGGAGGAAAAAUAUUCAUUACGUAACAAUAAAAGAUCGGUCUCUGGCUCCACUUCCUGAAUAACACAGUGGCUAGGCCUGCGUCAGCCGACCAGCCCGGAAGCCUCACUUGCUCUCUAUUUCUGUGUUCGGGCUGAGCUCACCCUCUUUCGUUUAUCCCUUGCAACACAUUCCCACCACCCCUCCUCCACACCUCUUUGUGGGUCAGUGAUGCAGCAGGAGUGACGCAGCAGUGUCAGGGCCUCAUCAGCCUCCAGACGGGCAGUGUCUCAGGAGUGGACUGGAGAGAGAAUCUGUGUGCCCAGGAUGGGCCCAGACACACACCGACAGCCAGCCACCAGUCAACAGAAAAUGUUGAAGGUAAAUUCCAUGACGAGGCCCAGAGAGAGCGGGCUUGGAGCUGGCUAGCUAGAGCUCUCCUUCCCAAACACAUACACUCCACAGAGGGACUGCUCACUUCCAUAGCGACAGCGAACGGGCAUGUAGGAGCAUCCGGAUGGAAAAAUGUUGGUCGGCUACUGAGCAAAUAGAAGACUCUCCAAGCAAUUAUUCAAGAGUGAAAGAAGAAUUCGUCACAGAAAAUGGCAACAAUGAAUCAGCAGAUGACGGUGGCGUCUCCCUGCACCCAGGGCCUGGUGGACAGCUCUCUUCCCCAGGCGCUCCUCAGCAGGCUCAACGAGCAGCGCUCCCAGGGCCUCUUCUGUGAUGUCACCAUCGUGGUGGAAGAUGUAAAGUUCCGGGCUCACCGGAACAUUCUGGCUGCCUGCAGCGGAUACUUCCGCAGCGCCUUCACCUCCCCUGAGGUGUGGACUUCCAGCCAGGUGCUGGAGCUCAUGGACCUGAGGUCUGAGGUGUUCACCAGCAUCCUCAACCUCAUCUAUUGUUCCAAGGUGACAUCAUCACCUAGCACAGAGGACACUAGAUGCCUGAUGGCAGCUGGAAAAAGACUGGGGAUUCCCUUCUUAGAGAAACUGGUGGAACAAGACAGGCAGGGCUCAGGUGGUCCAAAGAUCCAGACCUCAACCAACCCUGUUAAGACCACAGGCCGUAGUAAGGCCCGUGGGCCCCGUAAAGCGAAGAAGGAGACCUCCAGGCCAGAUCAGCUGGACAGUGCAAGAGGCCCGCGGAUCACCAAUGCUUUCUCUAUCACUGAGGUGGGUCCCGGGAACAACCUCUUCACCCCACUAGACCUGCACAGUGGGGAGAGGCAGUCACCUGACCUUGGACAGACCCCAGCGGGCUGCCCUGUCCCCUUCCCCCUUGCGGUGGACAAUGAGCCCAUGCAGGCACUGUCAGAGCACUCCUACGCAGUCAUCAGCCAGGGACCCAGGGCCCCUGAGCACGGGGCUGGCAACCAGGAGGACAACAAGAAGCACACCAAACCCACACAGUCCCAAUCAAGGCAACUAGCCAACAAGAAUAGUGGCCCACUCAAAAAGCGCCACAGACUACGAGCCGCCUUGAAUAAAUGCACACCUCCAACACUGGCUGUAGCACUUAAACCUGUGCAUCCUACUGGAAGCAGCCCGUUAUUAAUUAAGCCCACUGUACAACCUGUGGGAACGUCACCCCCGUCAUUAUACCCACAGACAGAUGUGCAUACAAGCAGGGCCAAUGAGCUGUCUCUAGCCAUGGAUAAUGGCUACAGGGAGCUGGACCCACCUCCACUUUCACCCCAAACGGAAGAUAGCAUAUCAAUCUAUGGCUGUGAGCUCUGUCCAGAGAUAUUCACCAACAAAGCACUUCUCACCGUACACACAGAAAUGCACAAGAAAAGGUUCGUCAGUCAUUUGUUCUGCAAGUUUUGUCGCAGGAAGUUCAUGCAUUUGAAGCGGUUGCGGAACCACGAGACGGUGUGCCCGAAAGCACAGAGGGGCUCGCCUGAACACGAGCCCCAAGGCAAAGAGGACGGGGCAGACCAUUAUUCAGACAGCAUGCCAAGCAUGGACAAUACAGCAACUGAUGUCCAGUUAUCUCCUACUGAACUCCCUGACCCUUUCCUUCCAACCAGCCUCCAAAUGAACCCCAUGUCAAAAACACUGCAGGCUGUAGAUAGGUUAGUGAAACCUAGUGGAGGCCAGAGGGUCUAUAACUGCAGUGUGUGUAAACGUGCAUAUGUGACCGUCUCGAGUCUGAAGCGCCACGAGAAUGUGCACUCCUGGCAGAGGGCGUACCCCUGUCACUACUGCAAUAAAGUGUUUGCCCUAGCCGAGUAUCGCACCAAACACGAGAUCUGGCACACAGGUGAGCGUCGCUACCAGUGCAUCUUCUGCUUAGAGACCUUCAUGACCUACUACAUCCUAAAAAACCACCAGAAGGCCUUCCACGGAAUCCAUCCCAGAUUGUCUGUGAGUAAGAAGUCAGCAAAUGGUGGAUUUAAGGGCAGCGUUUACCCCAUCAAACUCUACAGGCUUCUGCCUAUGAAGUUUAGAAAGAGACGGUAUAAGACAUACAGUCAGACCUAUUCAGAAGAGCUGGAGGUCAGCGAGCAGGCCCCGUUGGGCUGCAGCUCUCCCAUCCUUCCAUUUGAAGAUGUUGGCGCUAUGGGUAAGCAAGAUGCUGCUUUAUUCUCAAUGCCUGUGACAUUCAUGGCCACUCCAAAAGUGGUAGCAUCAGUAAUGCCACGCAUCAGUUUUGAUCAGCCCUGUGACCAAGAUGUAGACCAAGAUGCAGGCACAGGAAAACAGGCCUCUCACUCCAAACGUAAUGGGCCUCCAUAUAGCUAUACAACCCCCUUGGCCAUAAUGCAGGCAGGUGGGGAGUCCCCUGCACUGGACUAUGGAGAUGGUGCUGCAUUCCAAGGUUUUAAGAACCCGGAGGGCAACAGUCAUAAUCUACCGUUCCUAAAAAUCAACCCACACAGCUCUCUAAACAGGCUAUGUGAGCUCUCAGCUGCAGCACAGAGAAUUGAAGCCAUGACCAGUCAGCUUUUUAUGCCAGAGGCUGAGAGCCUGGCGCCUAGCAAGACUGCAAGGGGGGAAACUGAAACGUACAUCGCCACGCCUGCGUGUCCAGGUCCCUCCGUGGAUGGUCACGUUCUGCCACUCUGCCAGAUCACAGUGAAAAUUGGCAACGAGGCCAUCAUUCGCCGGAGGAUCAAGGACUCCAAGCUGUUCCCCAGGAAGAGGAAAAUAAGCAGCGGGAGCCAGGUAGAGGAGAGGUGUCGGGACCAGGGCCGGCCUGCAGAGGGCAGCAUGGAGAGCUCCAGCCUCCGCUUCAGGACAGAGGUAACUUCUGUCAUAGAGUCAGAGCCAUGCGAUGACCACACUGACCGUGAAACAGCUGACAAGCUCUGGCGUCCCUAUUACUCUUACAAACCCAAGAAGAAGAGUAAGAAACUGAGAUCCAAACACAGAAAAGAGAGACGUCAUCUACGCUAUUCCAUGACAUCCUCAAUAGUGCCCAGGGCCAGAAAAGACUACCUGGAUAAAAGAUGCAGAAGCGCUGAAGAGAGCAGCGAGGGCACAGAGCUGAAACAACGUCUCAGAAACACCAGCUCAAAGACAACGUACACCUGUGACAUCUGUGCAAGCACCUUCAUAACGGCAUCGGGUCUGAGAGCACAUAUCAUUGGCUGCCACCCAACUUUCUGUCGGACCUGCGCAAAGCAGUGUCCCCCCAGGGAAACCUCCAGUGCCAGCUGCGAGACCGCUGAGGACAGCAGGGAUUACAUAUGCAAGAGCUGUAUGGAAAAUGGCUCCUGCUUUGACAAUUGUGCCCGCAGCCCCAGCACAGAGAAGCGGUAUCACUGCUCCUUCUGCCCCCAGCGCUUCCUCUACCUCGCAACCAAGAAGAGCCAUGAGAAAAAACACAAGGAGACAGCAGGAAAGGGGUACAGCAACGACGACUACACCACAGUCCCAAAACGGCCAGCAACUUUGGACUUAGGCCUAAAUCUGAAAAAGCUUGUCAUCAAAACAGAGGAAGGGGAGGAUCAAUAUAGCAUCGACAAGGAGAGCAAAGCACCAGCGGGAUCACUAGGCAGCUUUUCAACAGAGAAGAUAGAGCCUAAGCACGAGGAAUGGGACACCUUUUCUCUUUCCCCUUCAGAGAUGCAGUAUGGAAAGUCUAAAAAGCGCUUUGAACCCAAACGGCAACAUCAGAAAAGCCUCACUUCCAAAAGGCAGAAGCAAGUAGACUUUAUGGGUAGAGAGACACCCAGUCAUAAGGCCCCUCUGACCACACCAGAAGAAGACAGUCAUUUUAGCUAUGGGCAGUCUUCUUCUACACGUCUGAAAAGAGAUUCAGUCACUAGGGGAACCACUCGCCCAAGUCAGAGAAGUGUACAUACAGUGUAAAGAGGAGUCCUCUUUACAAAGAUAAUACUUAUCAUUCAGGAGGGAAAUACUUUUAAGUGACUAUAUGCCUAUGCAGUAAGUUGCAGACCAACAGUAAAAUAUAUAUGUCAAUAUGCUGUGCUUGAUAUAGGUUAGUUUGCCCGAAAUAAUGGACCCAAACUAAAUCAAGCGCACCUCAAGUACUUUGAAAACAUAAUUGGACUUUUAUGUUUUUGACCCAGGUCUGGAAAACAGAUAUAAUAAAUUGCCAAUGAACAGCAGAUAUUGAAUAUGAGGACCUAACUGACAUCUGUGUAAAUUGCAUUUUCUUCAUUCUUAUAACACAAAUCUUUUUUUUUUUUUAAAGGUGAUUUAUUUUUGUACUUUUUUCUUUGCUUUUUGAGACUAUUUCAUAAUGAUUGUGCUGUCCAUAUUCUAUACAUAUGCUAACUGUACAUAGUUAUUUGCACUUUAUAAUAAUUAGAAUUUUUGACUGUAUAGGCUACCAUUCAUAUAAAUAGUCUGUCCACCACUUUGGUAGUGUCAUUACCACUGACAGCACCACAUGCACCAUCAAAAUGAAUGAGAAUCCCCAUGUGUGUCUUUUAAAAUAAUAUACAUGACGUGUUACAAAGUCAUGUGUCAGAGAAAAUAAGUAAUUAAUGAACUAGUAGAUCAUGACAAGAGGAGAGCCUGUUUUUAUAUUCACGUGUCUUGGGAUAUUUAGAUAAAUAAACAAUCAACCUGUCUGGAAUUGCCAAGAGCUUAUUGCAUGGCACACACACACCCUCCUGUUGUUGGAUGAAAUAAGUACACAGGAUAUGGAGCCAGAUAGCUGCCAAAAGGUUGAACGUACGUAUCAUUAGGAUCGUGACAAAAUCCAGAUGUAAAUUGUUCGGAUCGUAAGAAAAGCCAUGCGUGAAACGUAAACGUGAAAUUUCAUCUGUGAACAUACAAAUAUCAUGUUAAUUAUGGACUAACAUUUUAGGCUUAAACAAAUCUUGUGUUGUAAUUCUGACAUACAAUAUCUUUCAGAGUUUUGGAAGUUUCAUCUCACAAAAAAAACAAAACUUACACCCAACGGCUUGUAAGGAGUGCUACGCGAACAAGUAUAACACAGUAUUAAAAAAGCAUACGUCUGGGAAACAGGAAAUAGGUAUCCUGCACGUUUUCAAGUUAAAAGUUUCCAUUCUCUAUUACUCUUCAGUUGAGUUCACAUUUAGGUAGCUAAUGUAAUGGAUUUGUUUGCCAGCUCAAGUCUAGAUAGCACUAGCUGUAUUCUGCCUACAACAGUGAAGUUUCAGUCCGCUAGGUGUAUCUCUACAGCAUGGACAUAUGUCUGGGUGACGUGGACAUCCCCAUGCAUGCACCUUAUCAUCAUAUGACUAAUACAAUAUUGCACCAUCCAAUUCUCUGGGCUCUGUCUGAAAUCAUAACCAGUAGUAUAUACCAGGAGUAAUGAAACACAGAAUAAUAAUAGCUGUUUGGUGAAUCUAUGAAUUAAAAAUGAUCACUGGAGUGGUAUCAUGAAAUGUAUUUCAUCACUCAAUCUUGCCAAAGCAUAUUCUGUAGGAAGGGUUUAUAAUUUGACAUGAUUUAUAUGAAUCGGGUCAUGGACAUAUGGACUUUGAAAUGAACAAGGGAGAGGUUAACGUAGGCGGAGUCUGGCAGAAGCUUAUUCCCACACUUUACAAUAACUGUGUUGCAGUGGUCUUAGAUAGUCUCCUUAUAGGCUUUUCCCUCCAUCACAACACUGCUGCCCAGUUGAUCUCUAUGCAGCACCACGCACCUUCAGAAAAGCACCCCUCAAUCUCAGGAGAUGCCCUUCUGGAGGCAUGCUGCCAUAGUCAUUAUACCCUAAUGUAGGCCUAUUUGCCUAGUAGCCAGAGCAUAUGUUAAAUUCCAACAUAUUUGAACAUUUAAGUCGUCCUUCAUUCACCUUAAUUCAGUCAGUAUGUCAUCCAUUCAGUCAUUUGUCUGAGUUCCAAUAGGAACUAAAUCAAAGAGAAUAGAACAGUCUUAUCCAUUUGUUUAUUGAAAUCCAUGUGUGUAUUCAAAAUUAUCAUAAUUCUCAAAGUUAUUUAGCCUAUCACUUUUUAAUAAUUCAAUGCUUAAUUUAGGCCAAUCCACACAACACUUUUUUUUAUUAUUAAAAUAGGCCUUCAACUUGAAGGCAUUGCAAUUUAGGCUAUCAUUUGAGGUACUGGUGUCUUGUGGAAUAAUUGUAGAACUAUUUGAAUUUUAUAACCGUUUUUAAAUAUAGGCCUCCCUUAAGAAGAGACCCUAACUCACAGGCCUCUAAAUGUUAAACAAAAUAGUUGAAGAAGCACAUGCAGUGGCUGAUAGGGAAAACAGAUCUGUCAAUAAGAAUAGGCUAUUUGUGACGCCUUAGCUAUUUCGCUUAGGACAGGUUAUAGCGAAGACUUAAUCAAUAUUUUGCUUCGUCUCAUUUAUUGAUAUGGAUAUAGCCUCUGCGUUAUAGGACUGUGCAACGCAAAAGGCUAUAACAAGCCUACAUAGAGUGGAAUUUGCAUAAGGCCUACAGUCCGUGCUCCCAAAUAGUGGAAAAAGUGUGAUUCAUUAGGUUAAAUGAUCACCACAGUAGCCCCACGUGGCUAUAAAAACGAAUUAUGCAAUUAUAAGGCCAUUAAAUAACACAACAGCAUGGCAUAUUUAGAUAGCGGAAUAGGCUUAGCCCAAAUCAUAUUUACUUUCUAUUUUUCAGCUCAGGUGGUUAUUCUAGACAAGGCUCUUCUGCAUCUUUAUAGUAUCCUUCUCACACAAGUCAUUUGCUGAAGGCCCAAGCCUAUACUACGCCAUCUACUGGUAUAACGUCGUUAUUGAAUGCCGUUCUAAAACAAACUUUAGACUUUGGAAAUGAAACCAAAUGCUGCAAAGCAACUCUACGUCUGGGCUAGAGUUGCUUGAUUGACUAGCUAACUUCAACUAGCUACGUUCGGUUCAUGUCCUUUGCAGAUGCCACAUUCCUGACAAACGUUUGUACGUAAAGAAAAAUAUCUGUAACCGUGUAAAGGGAGACUUAAAGUAAGAAUUGAACGUAUAAAUGUUAAUUCAUAGUCGUAACAGAAUUUGUACAUUUACAGAUCUAAUUUAACGGUUAGGUUUCAUGUUUCCACACAUGACUUUUCUUUUGAUCCUAACAAUUUACGUAUGGAUUUUCUUACGAUCCUAAUUAUACACACAUUCAACCUUUUGGCAGCUAUCUGGCUCCAUAACAGGAGGCCAUAAUUGGUAAGUCCUUGCACUGAUGCAGAGUUUGCAGCUGUUACUUUCAUAAGGCAAUUAGAAAUAAAAACAAAUCUAAGCCAUCAAA